This is a messenger RNA of Camelina sativa (false flax), 1557 nucleotides long. RefSeq names its product pyruvate dehydrogenase E1 component subunit beta-1, mitochondrial. The record is from RefSeq and is a predicted model, not a curated record. Gene Ontology annotation, molecular function: pyruvate dehydrogenase (acetyl-transferring) activity. Gene Ontology annotation, biological process: pyruvate decarboxylation to acetyl-CoA. NCBI's taxonomy places the organism in Eukaryota, Viridiplantae, Streptophyta, Magnoliopsida, Brassicales, Brassicaceae. Gene Ontology annotation, cellular component: pyruvate dehydrogenase complex.
UUUUUUUUUGUUGUGUUUAGAGAAGAAAAAAAAAGAGACAGUGCCCUUUCGCUCACGCUUUGAGUCGUCUCUUCUCCUCUCUUCUUAAUCCGCCGUCUCUCGUCUUUUCGCCGGCGUGGUUAGAUCGUGCAAACCUCAGUUAGGGAGAAUGUUGGGAAUUUUGAGGCAAAGAGCCAUCGAUGGAGGCUUGGCUGCUUCGACUCUUAGAAGGACGCGAUCCGCAUUGGUUUCUGCUAGGAGCUAUGCAGCUGGUGCCAAAGAGAUGACAGUGAGAGAUGCUCUAAAUUCUGCUAUUGAUGAGGAAAUGUCUGCAGAUCCUAAAGUAUUUGUCAUGGGUGAAGAGGUUGGCCAAUAUCAGGGUGCAUACAAGAUCACUAAAGGCCUUUUGGAGAAGUAUGGUCCUGAGAGAGUAUACGAUACCCCUAUUACCGAGGCUGGAUUUACUGGAAUUGGAGUUGGUGCCGCCUACGCUGGGUUAAAGCCUGUUGUCGAAUUUAUGACGUUCAACUUCUCUAUGCAGGCAAUUGAUCAUAUCAUCAAUUCUGCUGCAAAGUCAAAUUACAUGUCUGCUGGACAGAUAAAUGUACCCAUUGUCUUUAGAGGACCCAAUGGUGCAGCUGCUGGUGUUGGAGCUCAACAUUCUCAGUGUUAUGCAGCAUGGUACGCCUCAGUUCCUGGUUUGAAAGUUCUCGCUCCGUAUUCAGCUGAAGAUGCUCGUGGUCUUCUUAAAGCUGCCAUUAGAGACCCUGACCCUGUUGUCUUCCUUGAAAACGAGUUACUAUAUGGUGAAUCAUUCCCUAUUUCAGAAGAAGCACUUGAUUCAAGUUUCUGUCUUCCCAUAGGCAAAGCCAAGAUUGAACGAGAAGGAAAGGAUGUAACGAUAGUAACUUUCUCGAAGAUGGUCGGUUUUGCUCUCAAGGCCGCUGAGAAGCUCGCAGAAGAGGGAAUAAGCGCUGAGGUAAUAAAUCUUCGAUCAAUCCGUCCGCUUGACAGAGCCACCAUCAAUGCUUCAGUGAGGAAAACAAGUAGAUUGGUAACAGUUGAAGAAGGUUUCCCUCAACAUGGAGUCUGUGCAGAAAUCUGUGCGUCGGUUGUAGAAGAGAGCUUUUCAUACUUGGAUGCACCAGUGGAGAGGAUUGCAGGAGCUGAUGUUCCAAUGCCUUAUGCAGCUAACCUAGAGAGAUUGGCUCUUCCUCAGGUAGAGGAUAUCGUUCGAGCAGCAAAGAGAGCUUGUUACAGAUCGAAAUAAAAUCGUCAACAUCAACACAUUUCUUCUUUGGAUCUUUAAAGGGAAAGGAAAAUAAGAAAAAAAAAAAAAGGAGAAAAAUGACCUCUCACUUUUGCUAUAAAACCACCAUUUCUCGUGAUUUAUUUCAUCGUUUGCUAUGAUUCUUUGCUGCAGCGGUUUUCGUUCUUCUUUUUGUCCUUCCCAAGUUGAUAAUUCUAAUCUUUGGGGUUUAAUUGAUGAAAUUGAUCGAGAACGCUAGUAAAGGAGUUCACAACACGUUUUUUUUCCAACAAAUAAUGAAUGAGGUGUGCCUAAUUCAAGUUCUUCUA